AACGCGGUUUAUUCAAUUUUAUUGCUAUAUAGAAAUUAAAUAUUUAUAAUUAUGAUAUCAUGGACACGAUUAUCUAAUAAAAAAGUAGUUAAUCAAAACCAUUAUUAGAUUAAUGGUGGUGAAAAUGUUGGAACCGUGACUGUAUUAAUACAUUAACUUUUUUAUCUAAGCUUAUAACCUUGCUAUUAAAACCAGUGUAAGGAGUAAUUAAUUUCCUAUUCUUUUUGGACCUUGACUGCAAGGCCAAGGACAAAAUGCUAACCACAAGCCUACGUCACUGUACAAACAUAAACCCACUAGUCCAAUUGAACAGGCAUAUUUACAGACAAUUCUCAAAUCUACCUAAAAUGUGUAUGUGUGGGACAAGUUACCAAAGACCAACAGUUUCUUAUAGAGUACACUCAACACAAAGUGACCAUCAUAGACAAAAAGUUAUUAUAGAGACAACUGCACCUAAGAUAGUUCUGAACAAGAUUAAAGAAGAUAAAAAGGAAAGACAUUAUACAUUAUUCUGGAGAGACAAAGUUGAUCCAUAUAUAAAAUUGGCAAGAUGGGAUAAACCUAUAGGUGUCUACCUCCUAUACUUUCCAAGCACAUGGUCAAUAGCGUUGGCUUCAAUUCCUGGCAAUGUAGAUCUUUACACUAGCUUAAACACUGCUGGUUUGUUCUUAGUUGGUGCAGGUCUCAUGAGAGGAGCUGGGUGUACAAUUAAUGAUCUAUGGGAUAGAGAUAUUGAUAAACAGGUAGAAAGGACAGCUAACCGUCCUCUAGUGGCCGGUUUAAUAAGCGAAAAGCAAGCAAUUGCUUUCCUUGCCUUACAAUUAAGCCUGGGUCUAGGAAUAUUAUUACAAUUUAACUGCUAUAGUGUCUUGUUAGGAGCAAGUAGUAUGUUCUUUGUGAUAACCUACCCACUUGCAAAGAGGUUCACCAACUACCCUCAAGUCUACCUCGGAGCCACAUUCAAUUGGGGAGCAUUACUGGGUUAUUCUGUACUGCAAGGACAUUUGGAACCAUCUGUCUGUGUACCACUGUAUAUAGCUGCAAUGGCAUGGACCGUUUUAUAUGACACCAUAUAUGCUCAUCAGGACAAAGUCGACGAUUCUCGUAUCGGUGUGAAGUCAACAGCGCUAACAUUUGGCGAACACACUAAGCCGGCAUUAACGGCCGCGUUAUCCAUAUCUUUGGCUGGCUUUUCCCUCGCAGGGUACGCGGCAGACCUCAAUGUGUUGUACUAUGCUGGACUGGUUGCGUUCGCCGGCCACGCUGGCCGACAAAUAUACACUCUCGACACCGAAAGCCCUGCGGAUUGUGCGAAAAAGUUUAAGUCCAACGCCGUAGUGGGUUUGAUAAUAUUGAUGGGUAUUUUGGGUGGAGGUUAUAAUAAAUAUAUGGAGAAUCGGGAAAAAUUUAAAGGGAAAGAUAAUUUGGAAGCGACGAAAAGCUGCUUUUUUGGUUAAUAAGAAAUAAAAAAAACGUAAUGUAGCCUUAGUGUAGGGCUUUUGGGAUUGUCAAUCGUUUUUGAUCACCUGUACUGUCAACUGUCAAACUACGACUUUGUAAACGAAGUAAUUAAAUAUUGUCCUAUAUGGCAAGUAAUUUUCAUAAAAUCGCAUUUUGCAAGUUUUAUUUGCGUUUUUAAUACGCAAUAGAGAUAUACAUAGAUGUGAUAGAGAUACAUAGAUGAAUACUAAUAAUGAAUUUUCCACCCAAAGUAAUACUGAAUAGGUCCUUCAUAAUCUGUAUCAAUAAUUAAUAUGAUAUAAUAUAACACUUUCUUUAGAUACUUACGCCCGAACCCAAUAAUUAAUCCACAAUCUCAGAUUGAAAACAAUCGGAGAUCAGACCGUGACAGUCGAUCGAUCUCUUU
Pieris rapae (cabbage white) is the source of this 1867-nucleotide messenger RNA. It is a transcript of the gene Coq2, whose product is annotated as 4-hydroxybenzoate polyprenyltransferase, mitochondrial. Bases 255 to 1457 code for a protein of 400 amino acids. NCBI's taxonomy places the organism in Eukaryota, Metazoa, Arthropoda, Insecta, Lepidoptera, Pieridae. Gene Ontology annotation, molecular function: prenyltransferase activity. Gene Ontology annotation, cellular component: mitochondrial inner membrane. The record is from RefSeq and is a predicted model, not a curated record. The transcript is spliced from 7 exons. Gene Ontology annotation, biological process: ubiquinone biosynthetic process.